UCCCCCCUUUAAAAGCAUUGAUGAAUUAAUUAGAACUUUAAACAACAAAGAAAAAUUGAAAAAAAAAAAACAGUAAAAGAGAAUUUGAUGUUCAAAACAAACUACAACGAGACAAGACUACUUUUCUGUUUACCUUCUAAGAACUAAUAUAAUUGCUACCUUAAAAAGAAAAACAUGAACAGCACAUGUAUUGAAGAACAGCAUGACCUGGAUCACUAUUUGUUUCCUAUUGUUUACAUCUUUGUGAUUAUAGUCAGCAUUCCGGCCAAUAUUGGAUCUCUAUGUGUGUCUUUCCUGCAAGCAAAGAAGGAAAGUGAACUAGGAAUUUACCUCUUCAGUUUGUCACUGUCAGAUUUGCUCUAUGCAUUAACUCUCCCUUUAUGGAUUGAUUAUACUUGGAAUCAAGACAACUGGACUUUCUCUCCUGCCUUGUGCAAAGGAAGUGCUUUCUUCACGUACAUGAACUUCUACAGCAGCACAGCCUUCCUCGCCUGCAUUGCCGUUGAUCGGUAUUUGGCUGUUGUCUACCCUUUGAAGUUUUUUUUCCUAAGGACAAGAAGAUUUGCACUCAUGGUCAGCCUUUCCAUCUGGGUAUUGGAAACCAUCUUCAAUGCUGUCAUGUUGUGGGAAGAUGAAACAAGUGUUGAAUAUUGCGAUGCCAAAAAGUCUAAUUUUACUUUAUGCUAUGACAAAUACCCUUUAGAGAAAUGGCAAAUCAACCUCAACUUGUUCAGGACGUGUACAGGCUAUGCAAUACCUUUGGUCACCAUCCUGAUCUGCAACCAGAAAGUCUACCAAGCUGUGCGGCACAAUAAAGCCACAGAAAACAAGGAAAAGAAGAGAAUCAUAAAACUACUUGUCAGCAUCACAGUGACUUUUGUCUUAUGCUUUACUCCCUUUCAUGUGAUGUUGCUGAUUCGCUGCAUUUUAGAGCAUGAUGUGAAUUUCAAUGACCACAGCAAGUCUGGGAAGCAGACUUACACGAUGUAUAGAAUCACGGUCGCAUUAACAAGUUUAAAUUGUGUUGCUGAUCCAAUUCUGUACUGCUUUGUAACUGAAACAGGACGAUACGAUAUGUGGAAUAUAUUAAAAUUCUGUACUGGGAGGUGUAAUACAUCACAAAGACAAAGAAAAUGCAUACUUUCUGGGUCUACAAAAGAUACUUUGGAAUUAGAGGUCCUGGAAUAGAAGAACCAAGGAUCUUUUGAAGAAAGGGAGGUUUAAGGUAUACAUUAUUAUAUGAUCAAGUCACAUUUUGAAAAGGAAAUCUAGCAUGAGAAGGGACGAAGGGUUCUCAGAGUGAUAUUUUAAUCCUGUCCAAUAAAAUAUCUUAAAAGUGCAUUGUACAGCUCCCUCCCUGAGUUGUAUCAAAUGAGGUAUAUUAAACAAAGUUCAAAAGUUU
This is a messenger RNA of Callithrix jacchus (white-tufted-ear marmoset), 1402 nucleotides long. It is a transcript of the gene GPR65, whose product is annotated as G protein-coupled receptor 65. Gene Ontology annotation, biological process: G protein-coupled receptor signaling pathway. Gene Ontology annotation, cellular component: membrane. Gene Ontology annotation, molecular function: G protein-coupled receptor activity. The record is from RefSeq and is a predicted model, not a curated record. NCBI's taxonomy places the organism in Eukaryota, Metazoa, Chordata, Mammalia, Primates, Cebidae.